GUUUAGCUAACAUGUCAUGAAUAUUUUCUCCAUUUGUUAGCUUAGAAUACUUGUUUACCAAAGUGUCAUGGAGAAAGCCUGUAUUCAUCUUGCUGUUAUACUUCUGCUUCUUCAGCAAAUGAGUACUUGUUUGUCAAUCGUUAAUAUCACGAUUGAUCAAACAGCACUUCUUGCCUUGCAAUCUCAAAUAUCUUUAUACAAUCCUCAUAGUGUUUUAGCAAGAAACUGGUCUACUUCCACCCCAGUCUGUAGUUGGAUUGGAGUUACAUGUAGCCUUCGCCACCAAAGAAUCACUGCCUUAAAUCUUUCUAGUAUGAACCUUAAAGGCAUGGUUCCACCACAGCUUGGAAAUCUCUCGUUUCUCAUUUCUCUCGAUAUCAGAAACAAUAACUUCCAUGGGAGUUUGCCUGAGGAGUUAGCUCAUUUUAGGAGAUUGAAAAUGAUCAAUGCAAUGAACAACAACUUUACUGGUGCAAUCCCCUCAUUUUUCAGGCUGUUACCAAAUCCUCAUUCCUUGUACCUUUCGUUUAACCAAUUUUCUGGUAAUAUCCCUCCGUCUCUUUUUAACAUAACAAAGCUCGUACUUAAGACUUCGAGGGAAUUUUCUUGGUGGAGAAAUUCCUCAAGAAAUCAGUAGCCUUUGUUGCCUGAAUUUAAUAGACCUGCAAGAUAAUAAGCUUACAGGCUCUAUACCACCAACUAUAUUUAACCAGUCAUCGCUUAAACAGAUUGGCCUGACAAAAAACAUUCUUUAUGGGAAAUUACCGAGAAAUAUAUGUGACAAUCUUCCAAAUUUAGAGGAACUUGGUCUUUCAAGUAAUCGGUUUGAUGGCUUGAUUCCUCCAAAUCUGCAGAACUGCUCUAAACUUCAAAUACUAUCAUUGUCUGUAAAUGAUUUCUCUGGAACCAUACCAGCAGAGAUCGGGAACUUAACUAUGCUGACAAAUCUGCAACUUGGGCUUACCUACUUGAAAGGUGAAAUACCAAGGGAGCUUGGAUAUCUUCAAAGACUCCAACUAUUUGGAUUGUAUCAAAACAGGUUGAGUGGUUCAAUUCCAGCAAGCCUUUUCAAUAUUUCAACCCUCCAAAUCUUGACAAUUGUGGAUUGUCAGCUAUCGGGGAGUCUACCGUCAAAUGUAGGGCAAGGGACACCAAAUCUCAAGGAAAUUUAUUUGGGAAUAAAUAAUCUCACUGGAGUCUUCCCUGCUUUUAUUUCCAAUGCUUCAAGACUCACUGUUCUAGACCUUUCUAACAACAUCCUCUCAGGUUCCAUUCCUGAUUCCCUUGGUAAUUUGGGAUUCCUUGAAGUUCUACAGAUAGGCCUUAGCAAGUUGAUCUAUCAGAAUCCCUCUUCACAAUUAACUUUCCUGACUUCACUGACAUGAUGUCAAAAUCUAAGAGAACUGGUCAUUGCACCAAAUCCCUUAAACGGCAUUCUUCCAGUUUCUAUUGGUAAUUUCUCGAGCUCUCUCCAAAUAUUUUCUGCACCAAGGUGCAAACUCAGAGGCAUUAUCCCAGAAGAAAUUGGAAACCUAACAAAUGUGUUAUCGAUAUCACUAUUUGCCAAUGACUUGACAGGAUUCAUCCCAAAAACUGUUAAAGGUUUGCAGAAGCUUCAAAGGAUUCUUAUACAAAGUAACAUGAUAAGCGGGACCAUACCGGAUGAAAUUUGUCAUUUACAAAAUAUAGGAGACAUGAGUUUAAGGGAAAACAAAAUUUCAGGUCCGUUGCCAUCGUGUUUGGGGAAUCUUACUAGUUUGAGGAAUCUUUAUAUAUCUUCCAACAGAUUGAACUCGAGUUUACCUGAGAGCCUGUGGAGCCUUCAAGAUCUAUUGGUACUUCUUGCUACAUCAAAUUCAUUUUCUGGUGUUCUAUCCCCUCAAAUUGGAAAUCUGAAGGCUAUCAGUUACAUUGAUUUGUCAUACAAUAACUUUUCAGGCAUGAUUCCUAGCAGUAUGGGAAGUCUACAGAAAUUGAUCGAACUUCCUCUAUCACACAACAGACUAGAUGGCCCCAUUCCAGAGUCUUUUGGGAAGUUGUUGAGCUUGGAAUUCUUGGAUCUGAGUUAUAACAACCUGUCUGGAGAAAUACCAAAGUCCUUAGAAGCUCUUAUGUACCUCAGAUACCUUAAUGUUUCCUUCAAUGAACUCAGCGGAGAAAUUCCAACUGGUGGACCUUUUGCAAACUUCACCAAUCAGUCAUUUCUGUCUAAUAAUGCAUUAUGUGGUAUAUCAAGGUUCCAAGUGCCUCCUUGCCAAGGCAAAUCUCAUGGGAGGACGAGGAGAAAAAGAGUGCUUUACUUGUUUCUGUAUAGUCUUUUGGGAAUAACAUUAGUAAUUGUUGCAUCAGCUGUUGGAUUUCUGAUUUUAAGAAGAAGAAAAAGAAAUGAACCAUUGGGAUCAACUGAAGUAUCAUCCAUGAGGGUCCAUGAAAGAGUCUCCUAUUAUGAACUUCAACAAGCAACAAAUGGGUUCAGUGAGGACAAUUUGCUUGGUACUGGGAGUUUUAGCAAGGUGUACAAAGGGGUAAAGGAUGGGACGAUAUUCGCAGUAAAGGUAUUCAAACUGGAACUUGAAGGUGCAUUCAAGAGUUUUGAUGCAGAAUGUGAGAUCUUACGCAACCUUCGCCAUCGGAACCUGACAAAAGUCAUAACUUCUUGUUCCACCCCUAACUUCAAGGCCUUAAUAUUGGAGUACAUGCCAAAUGGAACCCUUGACAAAUGGUUACACUAUCAUGACUUAUUCUUAGACAUGUUGCAUAGGUUGGACAUAAUGAUUGAUGUAGCAUCUGCUUUAGACUAUCUCCAUAACGGCUAUUCAGAGCCAGUGGUGCAUUGUGAUUUGAAGCCUAGCAACAUUUUGCUAGAUGAAAACAUGGUUGGCCAUUUAAGUGAUUUUGGGAUUGCAAAACUGUUAGGUGCAGAAGAUAGUUUUAGACAAACUAAGACUAUUGGAACCAUUGGAUACAUCGCGCCAGAGUAUGGACAAGAUGGACUUGUAUCAACAAGUUGCGACGUGUACAGCUUUGGCAUUGUGAUGAUGGAAGCAUUCACAAGGAGGAGACCUAGUGAUGAAAUGUUUACUGGGGAUUUGAGCCUAAAACAUUGGGUAAACGACUCACUUCCUACCGGAGUUGCACAAAUUGUUGAUGCAGAUUUGAUAAGGCUAAAGGAAGAACCUCUAAAUGCAAAGAUGCAAUGCUUUAUUUCUGUCAUGGAACUGGCUUUAAGCUGCACUUCAGCGUCACGAGACGCUAGAGUCAACGUGAAAGAAGCUCUUUUGGGACUCAAGAAGAUACGACUUCAAUUGGUCACAAGCUAAACAUUGAAGUGUGGAUUUUAAGCCAGAAAGUUCACUCUUUGUUAUGUCAAAUAGGCCUGUUUUGUUUAUUUGUUAACUAGUCACUUUAUAUUUCCAUCAUAGGCAAAUUAUUUUCCUAAACUUGUUUUGCCUCUAUUGAACAAGUUCAUUAUCUCCAAAAGCAGGACUCGAGAUAGUUAUGAUGAAAGAAGCAUGCAGUAUACAGAUUGUAAAAUGGUAAUCUAACUCCAGUAAUUAGCAGAACAUUUGACAGGUGAUUACUCAUAAUUUUCAUUGAAAAAUAAAGCAGUUGUUUGUCAAAAGCACUGCAUCAUGUCAUCUUCAAGUUUUCAUUGCCAGCCUUGUGUAAUAUUGAUACUUUUCUUGUCACUGUUGAUAUACACUGCUGCCUUGAAUAUCU
This is a messenger RNA of Solanum stenotomum, 3720 nucleotides long. RefSeq names its product receptor kinase-like protein Xa21. Gene Ontology annotation, biological process: protein phosphorylation. The record is from RefSeq and is a predicted model, not a curated record. The transcript has 3 exons. NCBI's taxonomy places the organism in Eukaryota, Viridiplantae, Streptophyta, Magnoliopsida, Solanales, Solanaceae. Bases 1641 to 3320 code for a protein of 559 amino acids. Gene Ontology annotation, molecular function: protein kinase activity; protein binding; ATP binding.